This is a messenger RNA of Cylicocyclus nassatus, 840 nucleotides long. The record is from the annotation of a GenBank genome assembly. NCBI's taxonomy places the organism in Eukaryota, Metazoa, Nematoda, Chromadorea, Rhabditida, Strongylidae.
CGAUCAAUGGAACCUGGCGAUCCAGAGGACUGGCAAGCCUACCCGCCUCCACAUGGGCCCUCAUACACAAGAUCCAGGGAACCUGAUGAAGCUAGAGGUUAUGGAGAGCAUUACUCAAAAGGACAUGGCUCUUAUGACAUUGAACGACAAGUUUCACAAUUUGCCUUCGACAGCAAAUCAGUCAGGGCUGCAUUUGUUCGUAAAGUAUUUUCUAUUGUAACAGCUAUGAUACUCGUGGUGAUUGUCAUGGUGACUCCUGCAGUGGUGCAGGAUGACAUAAGAAUGUUCAUGAUCGAAAACCGAUGGGUUUAUAUGAUUGCAUUAGUGUUGUUCUUCUGCAGCUACAUCAUUCUGGUCUGUUGUCAAGGAGUAGCGCGAUCCUUUCCUCUCAACUUAUGUCUCCUUGCAUUAUUCACAGUUUCUUGUGGGGUUAUGCUAAUGGUACUUUGCGCAUUAGUGCCCCCACAUACAGUGCUCUUGGCUCUUGUAACAACGACACUUGCAUGUAUAGCAAUUAUUGGUUUUGCUUCGCAAACCAAAUACGAUAUCACGAGCCAUAUUUUCAUUGUUUUCGUUGCUACUAUCGCUGUAUUCAUCUUUGGAUUGAUUCUAGCAGUGAUGAGCUUCUUCAUAUAUAUAAAAGCUUUGCACGUUAUAUUCUCAGCAAUUGUCUGUGUUUUGUUUAUGGUCUGGUUAGCAAUAGACACACAGAUGAUAAUUGGAGGAAAACGCUAUGAAAUUUCACCGGAAGAAUAUAUAUUUGCUGCGCUGAUGCUCUUUAUAGAUAUCUAUGAGAUAUUCAUCACGCUGCUUUCACUCUUCAAUGCAGCGAACAACUGA